This is a messenger RNA of Aspergillus glaucus CBS 516.65, 1833 nucleotides long. RefSeq names its product putative ATP-dependent Clp protease. Gene Ontology annotation, biological process: proteolysis; protein catabolic process. The coding region runs from base 1 to 1833 and encodes 610 amino acids. Gene Ontology annotation, cellular component: mitochondrial matrix. Gene Ontology annotation, molecular function: ATP hydrolysis activity; ATP binding. NCBI's taxonomy places the organism in Eukaryota, Fungi, Ascomycota, Eurotiomycetes, Eurotiales, Aspergillaceae. The record is from RefSeq and is a predicted model, not a curated record. The transcript has 2 exons.
AUGCUGCGGCUGCCCCUACGAACCAGUGCUUCUUCGCACUUCCUCAAGGUGCGCUGCGAUAGCGUCCUCCGCUAUCGGCCUGCAGUAUACAGCGCAGCUCGACGGGAUUUCACCAGCUGUUCUACCUCUUUUCCUAGAUUCUCGCAGUUUAACCGGUCAGAUUUUGGAAAUCAAUCAUGGUCUAGCAGCUAUGAGCCUGGGCUUCCCACAGCUGGCCCUCUAGGCGCGACUCCGGCUUUCGGAGCUCCCCGAAUCACGCCGCGAGUACUGAAGCAGUAUCUCGACCAGUUUGUUGUUGGACAGGAUCGGGCAAAGAAGAUUCUCAGUGUUGCUGUAUACAAUCACUACCAGCGCGUGCAAGAAUUGCAACGACGGGGAGAGGAAGCUGAGGAGGAACAAGCCAAACGUGAGCGGAAAGAAGCUCUUGAGGGCCACCCGGUAGAGGAUGAAUUUCCCGGUCAAAACCGGACAGUUCGCGUGUCUACGAACCGAAAUCAAUCGCCUUCUCCGUCGGACCUACCGGAGCUCGUCGAUACGGCACCGCUACAACUCGAAAAGUCCAAUAUCCUUCUCAUGGGCCCGUCUGGUGUGGGAAAGACAUUGAUGGCAAAGACGCUGGCUAGAGUGCUUUCCGUCCCGUUUAGCAUCUCCGACUGCACGUCGAUCACCCAAGCCGGUUAUAUCGGAGAGGACGCCGAGGCGUGCGUCCACAGGCUAUUAGCGGCCUCCAACUAUAAUGUUGAGCAAGCAGAGCGUGGUAUAAUUGUACUAGACGAGGUGGACAAACUUGCAGCAGCCAAGGUCAGCCAUGGCAAGGAUGUAAGUGGAGAGGGUGCGCAGCAAGCCCUUUUGAAGAUCAUCGAAGGUACAACAGUACAGGUCCAGGCGAAGCAAGAGCGCAAUUCUCCUCAUGCUGGUGGCACACCCAACACCUACCCAUCCAACAGUCCACUGGGGAAUCCUCCGAAUUCGGGCAGUCAACCAGCAAAGGGAGAGGUUUACAAUGUACGUACGGAUAACAUCCUGUUCGUAUUCUCCGGUGCGUUCGUUGGUCUGCACAAGGUGAUCAUGGAUCGGAUAUCACGCGGCUCGAUUGGUUUCGGGCAGCCCGUUCGAUCAGCAACCAGCACGGGCGAUCGUCCUGGGGAAGCAGGUGCAGGGAAUAACCAGCCCAUUCCCAUCCUACCGGGCUCAGAGGAGGAAGAGUUAUACAAGAAACAUCUGCCGUUCUUCACGCCACCUUCAAUCGCAUCGCCUGAUAGCGAACCAAGCUAUUUCAACUCGCUAGACCUUGUCACCCCUACCGACCUACAGAACUACGGCUUCAUCCCCGAAUUAGUAGGCCGUGUACCUGUUACAGCCGCCCUCGCCACCCUAACACAAGCCCUCCUCGUCCGCAUCCUGACCGAACCCCGCAACUCUUUAUUGGCACAAUACACCACCCUCUUCUCGCUAUCCGGCAUCGAACUCCGCUUCACCACCCUGGCUUUGCACAAGGUCGCCGCCAACGCCUUCCAAAUGGGAACCGGGGCGCGCGCUCUCCGCACGGAAAUGGAGACGAUCCUCAGCGACGCGAUGUUCGAAGCGCCGGGCUCUAGCGUGAAAUUCGUCCUUGUUACGGAAGCCGUCGCAGACCGCAAAGAGAAGCCCAUUUACCUAGCGCGUGGCCAGGGUGGAAAGUUCCAUUCGAUGAUUGCAACAGAGGAGAGCCAGUGGGAAGAGAAGGUUCAGCGAGAGAAGAAGGACAAGGAGUCCAAGGCAAAGGCUCAAUCGAAGGAAGGGAUCAACUUUACGUCGAAUUACCAAGAACGAUCUCAUGCUUCGGGAUCCUGA